Mytilus californianus (California mussel) is the source of this 1310-nucleotide messenger RNA. Its product is annotated as vitelline membrane outer layer protein 1-like. The transcript is spliced from 4 exons. Lineage: Eukaryota; Metazoa; Mollusca; Bivalvia; Mytilida; Mytilidae. The record is from RefSeq and is a predicted model, not a curated record. Bases 86 to 712 code for a protein of 208 amino acids.
GGAAUGUCAUCUGGUUAUAAUCAUAAGGCGGUUUGAACAGUACUAAACAAGAUUUAACUGCGAUACAAAUUCGAAUCAAUCAAGCAUGUGUAGAGGAUUAUUGUUAUUCAGCUUAUUAGUAUGUGCUUGUUAUGCCACUUUUCCAAGAAGUGUUGUCAGAACAUUAAGUGUGUCAAACGGUGGCCGCUGGGGUGAAUGGCAAGAACCAAGUUUUUGUCCAGAUGGACAAUUUGCUAGUGGUUAUAGAUUAAAGAUUGAACCAAGAAGAGGAUCAUAUUUCUGGCAAGACGAUAGUUCCCUGAAUGGUAUAGAAUUAUUGUGUAGUACCAGAUCUACUACCUCCGAUGACAGAUUUACCGUAUCAUCUGGGUAUGGCCCUUGGGGAGAUUGGAAAGGAUUGAUUACAUGUGAUAGGAAAGGACAGUUCUUAACCUCCUUCUCUCUCCAAGUUGAAGAUUACCAGGGAAAUGGAGAUGACACUGCAGCCAACUAUGUUAAAUUUAGUUGUCAGGAGUUUGGCCGUCAUCGCUUCUUUGACCGUUAUCGCUACAUUGGUGGAAGAGGUUUUUGGGGAGGUUACGGGGCUUGGAGUCAGUAUUGUCAAGAAGGAAGUGCUAUCUGUGGCCUGAGAACUAAGCUGGAGAGUCCUCAAGGCAAUGGGGAUGACACAGCGUUAAAUGAUGUUGAGUUCUAUUGUUGUGGAAGCGAUUAACAUUUCUUUGUACACUACGUUUAACAUUUACUUAUUGUAACCUGCUGCAAAUAUAUAGCAGUUUUACUUAAUUACAACAGUUUUGUAAAGAAAACAAUAUGUUAUCCCAACAUAUAUAUGUUUUUGUUGUUUUUUUUUUAAUUUCAUAGCCCAUUUUUUAAUAUCAAUUAAGGCAACUGUAGUAUUUUGAUGUUCAAAUCUCAUAAUUCAAUUACGAUCCUGGUAACAAACAAAAACUAAGGGAAUUGUAUUAACUACGUAAGGAGCAAGACCGGCUGCAUCGACUAGAUAAACUAAACAAUGCUAUUGAUUAAAGGAGUUACAUUCAUCUGUUGAAAAAUGUCUUGAUCAGUUGACAUUUAAGUAAACUCUUUUGCGAAAAUUACAUUUCAGUUCCUUUAAAUUAAAAAUGCAGUUAUAUUCAUUGGUCGAUUACACUAACAGGAAAUCUGCCAACACUUGAGUUGUGUCACACAUUAUUAAAAGUUAAAUGUGACAUAUGGCUAAUAAUCUUGCUGAAUUGAUUUAUAUUUAUGAUGUAAUUGAAGUUUAUUUGAUAGAUUGAUGACAAAUCUAAUUAAAUGAAGUUAAAUUUAAA